UAAAACCUCGGUGCACAUAUCCAAUACCGGUUAAUACCACAUCAGCAAUAUUUCAGCGACAGUCCGCGUUAUAUGAUAACCGUUCUGCGCAGAGAAUCUGGCGAAAGCUCUGAAAUACAGUCAUCUGAAUGGGCCAGUCGCCCGCCAACCGCCGACGCAUUGGGACGCGUACGUGAUUUUGACACCAUUCAUCCGCGCGUGCAUCAUUCAUAGUAACUUUACGAACCUAAUUCAAACAUGGAAUCCAAGUGCCGGUGAUACUUUUAUGUGCCAGUGCUAACUUUAAUAACCGUUAAGUGAAUUUUGAGUUUUAAUUAAGAAUCAAAAUACCUACAAAAUAUAGCAGUAGUAGUGUUUGCGCGGUGUUGAUUGUAAAGCGACUGAUUAUGUUUGGAGGUGUUAAUUAGGGCUGGACGCGUUGGGUGUUUAUAUUUUAAUAAUUCAACUUGGAUGGACGAAACGGAUUUGAUUCACACUGACAAAUGUGUCGCCAAUCAGUGCUAUGUAUUCAGCCUCGAAUACUAGCUUUGUGCACUAGUGAUGCAGUCAACAUAUGCGGUUUAAGUGUGUCUAUCAAACAUGUGUGAAUUGAAUGGACCAGUCUAACCCGGCCGCAGACGUGCGCGCAGCAAUGGCGCGGAAAACAGGCCUCCUCGUCCUACUGUGGAUAGCAAUUUUCCCAUUGUACCGAGCGGAUAAUCUUGAACUGCUUCUUGGCACACUUCGAACACACCAGAAAGCCGCCUGCGACGAAGAAAUGGUGUCCCUCAUAUGUCCUCGGGGUACCACCAUCAGUAUCCAAGUGGCUCAGUAUGGGGGGUCGGUAUCCCAGGGAUCCUGCGCCUCGGAGCUGGCGGAGUACCAGCCGGUAGCUGUGGAGGUGCUGGGAGAUACUAGUUGCUCUUGGCCUGCAGCGCUGCAGUAUUCAUUGUUACAGACAGUAGUAGAAGCGUGUCAGAAGAAGCGUCAGUGCAAGUUCAACACCAGCCCGAAAGCCUUCGGAGUGGACCCUUGCCCGGGAUCCAGGAGGUUCGUCGAAGUCGCCUACAAAUGCCGUCCUUAUGAGUUCCGCAGUAAAGUGGGUUGCGAGAAUGACGUGUUGCACCUCAGUUGCAAUCCGCACUCAAGAGUAGCCAUUUACUCUGCUCAGUACGGGCGCACCGAGUACGACUCCAUACAGUGUCCGCAGCCGAGGGGGAUGAAGGAGGAAACAUGCCUGGAGCCUUACGCGACCGAGACGGCGAUGCGAGAAUGCCACGGGAAGAGAAGGUGCGUUCUGUCCGCCGACAGCAACAUGUUUGGGAAGCCGUGCAGAAUAGGCAGCCGGACCUACCUCAAGGUCGUUUAUACUUGCGUGCCUCGAACGGUUUUGAAGGAGCGGUACGAGAGUGCUCCCGAGGAAGACGAGGUUGCUCACGACGUAUCAGAGCUCGAACACGACGAUGUCGAUGAAUCCAACGACCGAUGGUGGGGGGAAUCCGCGGUCCCGCCCGCGCCGGCGGUGGCGGCCGUGCCUCCUCGCCCUUCCGUAGCCCCUGCUGCCAAUGUCACUAGCAUCGUCAGAAGCGAGCCCGCACCUUCACCUAGACCUGAGAGAGAUGGUACUAAUUAUGAUACAUUCACCACUAUGUAUGCGUAUAUCGGUGCGGGUUUGGCCGGAGCCAUGUCGCUGUGUAUCAUCGCAGUGGUCGCGCGGUGCGUGGUCCGCAAGAGACGCCGCGACCGUCCCAAGGGCCCCGACGUCUCCGCCAGCACUGAGAUCCCCAAUGGAUUCAACGACAGCAUAUCAGAGGUCGAUAACGACAUCAACAUCACCAGCUUAUCUGUCCCGGUCGAUACCGUUGAUUCUGGCUUAAAGCCAGAAAUGCAAUUCACCGACGUCGCUCUCAGUCCGAAAAUCAAUCGGUACGUCGGCCGACCUGUGCCUAAUACCUACCCUCACGUCAGCACGAAUAUGUACGGGCAGGUUGCCGAAUUCCCCAUAGAAAUGCCGCUCCGAACUAUGCCCCACGGCACGUUAGGUCGCGGUGUAGCGGUCAAAACACUGCCUCGCGUCCAAAUGCAAAACGAGACGGACCCUAACACAAGGAGUUUAUAUCGAUAUUCCAACGCCCAGUACUACUUUGGGUGACAACAGGAAAACCAAGGUACCGACGUAUCUAGAACUUAUUGUUUUUAGUGCAAUGUAGUGAAGUGAGUAUAGGACUUAGUGGAUUAUAAACAAUGUCCUACUUUUAACACUGUGAUACUGUGAUAUUAAUAGAAGAUCUUUCAUAAUGAAUGCCACAGAAUUCUAUAAGAUUUUAGGAAUAUGAAAUACAUUGUGUCGGAGAGAAUUCUGUCUAGUUAAUUAAUAUGAGAGUUUACUUGUUGUGAAAUAAAUUCUUAAUACUUACUUAGUUGAGGUUUUGAAGUUGUAGUUUUGAACUGAGUUUAUUGAUGAAUUAUACUUAACUGAUCGACGAUAUUAAUAAUGUAUUACUGAUCUACCUUUUAUUUUACGUUCAAAAACAAACUUCGUCAAUUUUCAAUUAAAACUUUGCGUGCUUAUUUAAAUAUUGUUGUUUUCAAAAACAAAAUUUUCUUGCAACGAGAUAAGGUAC
Molecule: messenger RNA, 2603 nt
Organism: Cydia amplana
Lineage: Eukaryota; Metazoa; Arthropoda; Insecta; Lepidoptera; Tortricidae
Product: protein eva-1-like
Exons: 9
Coding region: 593-2131 (512 amino acids)
Molecular function (GO): carbohydrate binding
Source: RefSeq, a predicted model, not a curated record